UUGCCGGAAGCUGAGCCGAGACUGGUGAGCAGAAGAAGAUGGCUACCACUCGCCCGUCUUCUCUAUAAAUAUCCAUCUUCCCUUCCCAGCUUCCUCCUGGUCGGCCAGUCCCCGCUCCGCUCCGCCCCAGUCUCCUCUCCUUCCCUGCACCACCGCCCCAGCAGCUGACACGCCUCGCUGCCUGCACACCGUUCGUCACAUGGACUACACGGGCUCCAGCACCAAGGACCUCUCUCCCACGCGGUAAUCAAUCAACCAACCAAUCGUUCGCCCGCGAUCCAUCUCCUCCCCUGCGCCGCGCGGCCAUUCUUGGCUCUGCCUGCGGCUCCCGGCCCGGUGGCGAUGACGUCUGGUGCGUGGUGGUCCAAGGAGACGGUAGCCGUGGUGACGGGCGCCAACCGGGGCAUCGGCCACGCGCUGGUCGCGCGCCUCGCGGAGCACGGCAUCACCGUCGUGCUCACCGCGCGGGACGACGAGCGCGGGGAGGCCGCCGCCGCGCCGCUCCGCCAGAGGGGGCUCCCCGUCGUCUACCGCCGCCUCGACGUCGCCGACCCCGCCUCCGUCGCCGCCUUCGCCGACUGGCUCCGCGACACCCUCGGCGGCCUCGACAUCCUGGUGAACAAUGCUGCGGUGUCGUUCAAUGCGAUCGACACCAACUCCGUGGAGCACGCCGAGACGGUCCUCAGGACGAACUACUACGGGACCAAGCUGCUGACCGAAGCGCUCCUGCCUCUUUUGCGGCGAUCGCCGGCAACCAGCCGGAUCCUGAACAUCAGCUCGCAGCUUGGCCUUCUUAACAAGGUGCGCAGUCCGUCGCUGCUGAGGCUGCUCCUGGACGAGGAGAACCUGACGGAGGGCAAGAUCGAGGGCAUGGUGUUGCAGUUCCUGGCGCAGGUGAAGGAUGGGACGUGGGAGGGGCACGGGUGGCCCAAGGUGUGGACGGACUACUCCGUGUCCAAGCUGGCCCUCAACGCCUACACGCGUGUCCUGGCGCGGCGGCUGCAGGCCGGCGGCGAGCGCGUCAGCGUCAACUGCUUCUGCCCAGGGUUCACGAAGACGGACAUGACCAAGGGCUGGGGCAAGCGCACCGCCGAGGAGGUGGCCGACCUCGGGGCCAGCCUCACGCUGCUCCCGCCGGACAAGCUCCCCACCGGCACCUUCUUCAAGUGGUCCACGCCGCAGCUCUACUCCAAGCUCUGAGGUUCAGUGCCAUGUCGACUGCCGUGUGAUCGAUGCUGGAAUGCUACGCUGCAGUGUGGCGCGUGCGUGUCGUCCGUGAUGGAGUAGAUAUUCGUUUUGGGUUAGCCUUCGACCACUGUUAUUGUUGCUAGUUUGCUGCUCCUAUACCUAGCCUAUGUACGUACAGAAUGUCAGGUUUUCCUGUUAAGACGCUGAUAGCCUGAUAGACCAUGAGGUCCAAGAGACCAAGACCAUAGGAGUACCAGCAAUUCGUAUUCCAGUCAGCU
Molecule: messenger RNA, 1466 nt
Organism: Lolium rigidum
Lineage: Eukaryota; Viridiplantae; Streptophyta; Magnoliopsida; Poales; Poaceae
Product: (+)-neomenthol dehydrogenase-like
Exons: 3
Coding region: 343-1200 (285 amino acids)
Cellular component (GO): membrane
Source: RefSeq, a predicted model, not a curated record